GUAGAAUUAUUGGAUCACGCACUCAGACUUCGUCACAAUCGAAUCGACCGACUCUCGUUUUGGCCUCUGCCUGCCUGCCUGCCCCGCUCUGUCUCUUCAUUCAUGGCGUCGUCGUCGGAGGCAGGAUUCGAUGAGGCCAUUAAUGGUUCCCUCUUCGAUGGUAUGGUUCUCUUCGUGCCCUCCUCCGUUGAUAUCUCCCUGCCUCAAGUUGGUGCAUCUCUGCCACCGCCGCCUGACGCCGCCACCACCUCCCAACCUCAACCCAAACCCCUACCCGUCGAUGAAGACCUCUUUUCCGAUCUCACCCUCCAGAAUCUCCCAUCUCCAACCCCCUCCCCCCUUGAUCCUCCAACUCCGUCUCCUCUUCCCACUCCAACUCCUACCCCAUCGCCUCCCUCCUCGCAUCUCCAGCCGCCUGCCUUUCCUUCUCGCCAGCCCUCCCGCAAGAAGAAACGGGCCGUCCGGAUUGGCUACGCCCGAGAAACAGCGGGCCCCGCCGCCGCCUUGUCGGAAGACGUCCAUCACCUCUCCGAUCCCCUUCGUAACAAAUCUCCUCCUCCUCCUUGCUCCUCCGGCACCGCAGCAGUCGUCAUGGCGAUUGCUUCGAAGUCGAUUGCAGACGAACCACCUACUUUUUCAUAUGAUUUAGGUGUAGGUUCCGCUCCACAUCCCGAUACGGCCAUAUCGGUGGUAGAGAACGACCCGACUCCUGGACCACCUCCUUCCAAAUCUCUGGAACAACUCAGAGAAGAGACGGACUAUGGGAGCUCGUGUGAAGCUGUCGUCAAAGAAGACAAGGGUCACCAGCCCCCGAUGGAAGAAGGAGAAGACGAAUAUAUUUGCUCAGGGGAAUCGGCCGCUAGAGAAGGCGCCUUUGAUUCCGCAGAGGAGGGACUACAGGUGGUCAGGGCUCAAAUCUCCAAAAAUCUUGAGUCCAUCCAGCAAAGAGCAGCUUCAGCAUAUGCAGAGAGGAAGGAAUUGGAAAGAAGACGGAGAACAGCGGUUGAGACCGUGAAUUCCGCAUCAGCCAAGCAUAAGAACUUGGAAAGAGAGCUUGAGCUAGCCUGUGAAGCUGAGGACUUUGAGAGGGCUGAAAGGGUCAGCCAGAACCUCUUGACCAUGGAAGAGGAGAAAAACAAACUCCUACUCUCGUUGAGGGAAGCAGAGGCAGAUUGCGAAGUUGCUGAAUCAAAGAUGCUGGAGGUGUUGGAGUGGCAAAUAGCGGCAGAGGAAGAAGGUGUUUUCCUGCUGCAACAGUUUUCUAAGGAUGCAGCUAAUUCUGCAGAAUCAGUUCUUAAAAAUGCAGAAAAAGAGUCUUGUAAAGAACUGGAAGAGUGGCAAUCUUCAGUUGAAUUGUUAGAGGUUAAGAAGCUGGAAAUGGAUAUUGAGUCACUGUUAGUAUCUGAAGCAUGUUCAGGAUUGGAAAAUGCAAUAGAAGACCUAGUUAAAAAUGACAGGGAAGAAAAAGAAAUGCUGACAAGAAAAGGUGUUGUUUUGGCAAAAGAAUUGGAUGAACUACGAGAAUUGGUCAUACUGAAGGAGGCAGAGAUUGCUGAUAACAAGUGCCAAAUACAAGAUGUUGAGAAAAGAAUUUCUAAUGUGGUUUUUAAGUUUCACGAGACACAAUCUACUAUUGUCAUGAAGCAUGAAAAUUUGCAGGCAGUCUUUCUCAAGGGAGAAUCUGAGAAAGAGGCAUUGUUAAAAAAACAGAAGGAAAUUGAUGAAAAUAUCUCUUUAUCUGAAGAGAAGAGGAAAAAGCUAAUGGAACUUUCAGGAAUUUCAUCUGCUGAAGCAAAAACUUGUCAGGAUUUGGUUGGAUUGAAAAAGCAUUUGGCUUCUUUGGUUUUGAAAUCACGGGAGGACAGAGUGAAGUUCUCAAAAACAGAGGAAAAGAUACUGGAAGAUAUUCAGAUACUCAGAGAAGAAAUUUUAGCUGCAAGAACUGCUCUACAGGAUCUAUCUUCAGGUAGGGCAAGCAUCCAACAAGAAGUUGCUUUGUAUAAGCAAAGAAUAGAUUUUAUCGAGAAAAGAGGGCCUGAGCUGGAGGCUGAAAAGAAAGUUGCUGCUGCUGCUAGAAAUUUCAAGGAAGCUGGGCGGGUAGCAACUGAGGCGAAAGCAUUACAUAAUGCGAAGGAAGAUCUGCAACAUAAGAAGGAGAAGAACAUCUUACACCUAGAAAAGCUAGAGGAGGAGAUCAAAAGCAAUGUUGACAAAAUUCAGGAGAACGAAGGUUUAAUUCUACUCAAGGAAAAAGAGGCAGCAUUGGCAGGCUGCAACAGGCUCCAAUUAGUUGCUGCAGCUGCAAGGGCUGAGAGAUUAGCUGCUCUUAAAAUGGGUGACCUUGAAGAAGGGAACUUAUUACUUCAAGAGGCUGAAGCUGCGGAAUCGGAAGCCAGGGAGAUUCAGGAAGUCUACAACUUCGAUGUAGAGGUGGAUGGUAAGAAUUUUGUAUCGGUGGCAUUCAUAACCAACCUUAAUGGAGAUCAUUUGACGGAAGUGGCUUCUCUCAACCUCCCUGCUGUUGCUGGUACACAGAGUUAGCUGGUGACACGAGAGACUUUGGUGGUACAGACUAAUGUCUCAAGAGCAUCAGCAACAGUGAAACGAGGUUUCUAAAAGUAUGCUGUAUUUUUUAUGACCUUUGUAAGAAUUGUCCUGUAAAAGCUACAAUUUGUAAAUGUCACCCCUCAUUGAGUAAACUACCCGUAACUCGAGCGAGCAUCUAAAGCAGCUUGAAUCUUGGCUGACA
Messenger RNA from Musa acuminata AAA Group (dessert banana), 2749 nucleotides. RefSeq lists its product as uncharacterized. Lineage: Eukaryota; Viridiplantae; Streptophyta; Magnoliopsida; Zingiberales; Musaceae. Bases 103 to 2541 code for a protein of 812 amino acids. The transcript has 3 exons. The record is from RefSeq and is a predicted model, not a curated record.